Chironomus riparius is the source of this 921-nucleotide messenger RNA. Lineage: Eukaryota; Metazoa; Arthropoda; Insecta; Diptera; Chironomidae. The record is from the annotation of a GenBank genome assembly.
AUGGAUGAAAAAAUGUUAAAAUCAGCGACUGUGAUAUUCGUUUUUAUAAGUCUAGUGAUUCCAUCAUCAACAUCACCAUUUAGUUACGAUUGGGCCGAACUAGAUCCGGAAGGUGAAAAUAACCAUAUCGAUAUACAUCGUGAGAAAUUCGAUCGUGAUCAUCCACCGAAUGGACCGUAUUUUGACUAUGACUAUUUUCGAAAUGAAACUGUCAUGGUCGGUGAUACAGCAUAUCUUAAGUGUCGUGUACAUAAUAUAGGAAAUAAGACAGUUUCAUGGGUGCGCCAUUUGGAUAUAAAUUUGUUAACAGUUGGUACGACAAUGUACACAUCAGAUGCUCGAUUCCAAAGUAUGCAUGAUGCUGAUACAGAAGAAUGGACAUUAAAGCUUAAAAAUGCACAGCUUAAAGAUACUGGGAUUUUUGAAUGUCAGAUAUCAUCUACACCUCCACGAGGCUAUCCAGUUUACCUUUCAGUCGUUGAGCCCAUAACACAAAUCUUGGGUGUACGAGAGGGUGACUUAACAGGUGAAAUUUUUAUAAAUAUGGGCUCAACAAUCAACCUCACGUGUAUUGUACGAAAUUUACCUGAGCCAUCAUCCAUACAUUGGACCCAUAAUGCUGAGGAAAUUUCAUAUGAUAGUCCACGUGGUGGAGUAUCAGUGAUUACAGAAAAGGGUGACAUAACGACAUCAUACUUGCUUAUUCAACGUGCCAGAUCGACAGACACUGGAGAGUAUAAAUGCAUUCCAUCUAAUGCCCAUCCUAAAACAGUACACGUUCAUAUUCUCAAAGGUGAACAUCCCGAAGCGAUGCAAUCACAUGCUGGUUUAAGCAUCAAACAAAAACAACCGAAAGCAACAAUUCAUUCACUCUUAUUAUAUCCGAUUCUCAUCUUGGCGCAGGUGAUAUCAGGAAGGUGA